AUAAUUGACGCACCUUUUGGACAAAAAAGUUAAAAAUAUAUUUAAAAAAUAAUGCAAUAAGUGAGAGGCUGGACAAAUUAGCUUAUAUAGUAGAUAAUUGAUUAAUUAAUGGAACAAAAUUAUGUGCACAGUGCUGAGUGUGCUAGCCAGCGAAUAAUUCCAAACCGAAAAUCAGAAAAUGAAUAAAAAUAACGUUUAAGGUGCUUCAACACUUGACAAAACGCAGAAGAGAAGAAGCACAAACUACGUGGUGUUCUUGUGUGCGCCAGAAACUUGUGGAAAUAAUUGAGUAUAACACACAAGCCACAAUUAGUGAGAAUCGGUGGAAAAUGUACCUGCUGUGCACUGUGGCCAAAAUUCGUGUAAAACAUAAACUGUCAUAGAGAGAGAAAGGAAGCAUGGGCAUGGCCAUUCUGCAUGCGCCCGAGCAAGUGAACGCGGAAGCGGAAGCCAGAGUCACCAGCAGCUGUCCAACAACAGAGAAGAAGUCGAAGGAGCAGCAGCAGCAGCAUCAGCUUCCAUAUGGCAGAACAUCGAAACGCGUGCAGUUCUAUCGUUUUGCUUUGUUUUUCAUUGCUGGCAGCUUUGCGGCCUUCUCCUUUCAUGCGUUGACAUCAUCAUCCAGCUGGAGGCUGCGGCAUCAAUUGCAUCAUCUGCCCAAUGCCCACUAUCUGCAGACGCGGGACGAAUUCGCCGUCUACUCGGUGGAGGAGCUGAAUGCGUUCAAGGAGUUCUACGACAAGAGCAUCAGCGACAGCGUUGGCUCCAGCUAUUCGGAGGCGGAGCAGACCAACAUCAAAGAGGCUUUGGGCGCGCUACGGCUCGCCCAGGAUAUGCAUCUGUCGGGCAAGGAUGACAAGGCGUCGCGACUGUUUGAGCAUGCCCUGGCCCUGGCGCCCAAGCAUCCGGAGGUGCUGCUGCGUUACGGCGAGUUCCUGGAGCACAAUCAACGCAACAUUGUGCUGGCGGAUCAGUACUACUUUCAAGCGUUAACCAUCUGUCCGAGCAACUCGGAGGCAUUGGCCAAUCGCCAGCGCACGGCAGAUGUGGUGCAAACGCUGGAUGAGCGGCGUUUGCUAUCGCUGGACUCCAAACGGGACGCCCUGUCGGCCAUACACGAAUCGAGCUCGGCUCUGCGUCGCGCCAAGAAGGAGGCUUACUUCCAGCACAUCUACCACUCGGUGGGCAUUGAGGGCAACACCAUGACACUGGCCCAGACGCGAUCCAUUCUGGAGACACGCAUGGCCGUCGAUGGCAAGUCCAUAGACGAACACAACGAAAUCCUGGGCAUGGAUCUGGCCAUGAAGUACAUCAAUGCGAGCCUGGUGCAAAAACUGGAGAUAACCAUCAAGGACAUACUGGAGCUGCAUCGUCGCGUUCUGGGGCAUGUGGAUCCCAUUGAGGGCGGCGAAUUCAGGCGGAAUCAGGUCUAUGUGGGUGGCCAUGUGCCGCCCGGACCUGGCGAUUUGGCGCUGCUUAUGCAACGCUUCGAACGGUGGCUAAAUUCCGAGCACAGCAGCUCCCUGCAUCCUGUAAACUAUGCUGCCUACGCGCACUACAAACUGGUGCACAUACAUCCCUUUAUCGAUGGCAAUGGACGCACUUCGCGUCUCCUGAUGAACACCCUGCUGAUGCGUGCUGGCUAUCCGCCCGUAAUCAUACCGAAGCAACAGCGCAGCAAAUACUAUCACUUCCUGAAGCUGGCCAAUGAGGGUGAUAUACGCCCCUUUGUGCGUUUCAUUGCGGACUGCACCGAACGAACGCUGGAUCUGUAUUUGUGGGCCACCAGCGAUCUGCCCCAACAGAUACCCAUGCUCAUACAAACGGAGAGCGAGGCGGGCGAGCAGCUCGCCCAAAUGGCCCACAUCAAAGCUCAAAGCGCAUCCAUACCGGAAUUCUAUGAGUUCUCCGGCUCGGGAUUUAUGCCCUGACACCAAAUUAGCAAAUUCUUUCAGUUAUUUAUUUUUGUGUAUAUAUUUUUUUAGCGUAUUAGCGUACAAUUCUUUCUCCGCUUUGUGUGUAGUUUAUUUAAUGCCGUGUUUUGUCAGACUGUGAUCGUAUUUAAGCUUAAAGAACUAACCAAAAAAUAACAAUCUGCUGCUUGACAGAUUAUGCAAAUCAAUGCACAAAACAAAUCAAUCAGUGCGAGUAGUGCUACGAGUAUACAUAUAUUAAAAUUAAGUAGCAACUUGUAUUGUGUGUAUGUGUAAGCCUACAAAUAUUGUGGCGUUUAUUCCAAGUUUGAGGGAAAUCUCGAGGUGUUCCCUGGACAACGUGUAAAUAUGACAUAUGCUAAGAAACUGA
Drosophila obscura is the source of this 2304-nucleotide messenger RNA. RefSeq names its product protein adenylyltransferase Fic (gene Fic). The transcript has 3 exons. The record is from RefSeq and is a predicted model, not a curated record. Gene Ontology annotation, molecular function: protein binding. NCBI's taxonomy places the organism in Eukaryota, Metazoa, Arthropoda, Insecta, Diptera, Drosophilidae. Bases 399 to 1931 code for a protein of 510 amino acids.